UGCAUGAUCUACCACAACUUGCCAUGUGGAGAUUUGUGUACCACUCAAAUAUUAAUAGUCGAAAGUUACAAUUGGAGUUCAAAAAACCCAAUAAAUUAUUGUUAAUAGAAUCACUUGAUGUAAAUUUUUUAGACGAUAUAAUUCAAUUUAUGGCUUAUAAGAGAAAAAUCAUGGUCAAUGAAUUACGGGAGCGCAUUAUUAUUAUAAGCUUGUAUUGGACAAGACACAUUUCACUUCACUUCAGCUGGAAAACUGUGAUUUACCAACGAUUCCUGUAGAAAUUGGUUGUUUACCUAUUGAAGUGCUAAGCAUACGCGGUACCUACUAAUCAAGAUACCUUCUGAAAUUGGAUAUCGAUGACAUCAAUUUGUAAUACAUUAAAAUACUUAAAUUUAGAUUCUACUGGCCUCAAAAGAUUACCAUUUGAAAUAAUGUUCCUGAAAAAUCUAUAUUUGUCAUCUGCAAGAUAUAAUGAACUGACAUAUAUACCUCAUUGUCUUCUAGAACUUGAGAAACUAUACUUCAAUCUUGAACACGAUGCAUUAUUAUAUGUUCCUCAAAAUCUUUUUUAUGCAAAAAAUCUUGGAUGGCAUUUAUUAAAUAGCCCAAUAGUCAUAACGAAAUGCCAAAAAAAAUCAUAUCUACGUCGUUAUUUGGAUGUGUCUAAUAAAGAAAAAAAUGAAGAUUAUUCAAAAACUAUCGUUCAACCAUUAAAAAAUGUAUCAUUGUACAAUUUUAUGGAUAAUUGUAUUAUACCAUUCAAGAGACAAGAUAAACCUUGUACACUAUGA
Rhopalosiphum padi (bird cherry-oat aphid) is the source of this 791-nucleotide messenger RNA. RefSeq lists its product as uncharacterized. The record is from RefSeq and is a predicted model, not a curated record. NCBI's taxonomy places the organism in Eukaryota, Metazoa, Arthropoda, Insecta, Hemiptera, Aphididae. The transcript is spliced from 2 exons. Bases 357 to 791 code for a protein of 144 amino acids.